Molecule: messenger RNA, 1142 nt
Organism: Hypanus sabinus (Atlantic stingray)
Lineage: Eukaryota; Metazoa; Chordata; Chondrichthyes; Myliobatiformes; Dasyatidae
Product: rootletin-like
Exons: 6
Source: RefSeq, a predicted model, not a curated record
GCCCCUCCCGUCCCCACCGGAACCGCAGGUGCUGCAGCCUGGCGGAGGUGAAUGCCCUGCUGCGUGAGCAGCUGGGGCAGGCCAACGCUGCCAACCAGGCCCUGAGCCUGGACCUGCGCAAGCUGACGGAGGACUGGACGCUGGCCCGAGAGGAGCUCGAGGUGAAGGAGUCCGACUGGAGGAGGGAGGAGGAGACCUACAACCACUAUUUGUCGGGGGAGCGAUGCCGUCUGCUGGCCCUCUGGAAGAGGACGGUGACCCUCCGCCGUCACGUCCUGCAGGUCAAGAGCGCAACGGACAGGGACCUGGCCCAGGGCCGCUCGGACCUGGCCCGGCUAGCCAACACCCUGCAGUCGGCCUGCCUGGGGCUGGGCUCCAGCCUGCGGACGUCGGAGACGCUCUCCUCCCUUUCCCAGCAGCACUCGCAGAGCCGCCUGCAGGAGGCCGAGAGGGAGCUCCGGGCGCUGUCCCGGGACCGGGAGCAGGACCGCGUGCGGGCCGCGGAGGAGCAGGCCGAGCUCAACGCCAGGAACGCUGAGCUCUGUUUGAAGAUCGGAGUGCUCGAAAAUCAGGUCUCGGAGAAGGGGAAGGAGAUUGAAAGUCUGGCGGAGGCCGUCAUAACUUCUGAGGCUCAGAGGCAGAGGCUGCAGGAGGAGCUGACCGAGGCCAGGGAGCUGCGCCGGACCCUCGCUGACAUCCAGCGCUCCCUCGGCGACGUCGCGCAGACCCUCCUUUCGGACAGUCCGUCCUCGCAGACACUUCCCGAUCUGACGUCCGAGACGGGAGACGUCGGUCUGGAGGAGACCCAGGUCUUCACAGCAAUCCCAGCCCUCGUCUCCGCCAUCCAGACUGGCUUACUGAGCAAGCAGUCCCUCGUCGAGGUGAAGGGUCAUCCGUCACGUGUAGAUAUCUCCGUCCCCCGCUGGGUCAGACCCCUCUACCCCGUCUCCGUCCCCCGCUGGGUCAGACCCCUCUACCCCGUCUCCGUCCCCCGCAGGGUCAGACCCCUCUACCCCGUCUCCGUCCUCCGCUGGGUCAGACCCCUCUACCCCGUCUCCGUCCUCCGCUGGGUCAGACCCCUCUACCCCGUCUCCAUCCCCCGCUGGGUCAGAGCCCUCUACCCCGUCUCCGUCCCCCGCUGA